Molecule: messenger RNA, 4067 nt
Organism: Aspergillus sclerotioniger CBS 115572
Lineage: Eukaryota; Fungi; Ascomycota; Eurotiomycetes; Eurotiales; Aspergillaceae
Product: putative PHD finger domain protein
Exons: 2
Coding region: 286-3798 (1170 amino acids)
Biological process (GO): regulation of transcription by RNA polymerase II
Source: RefSeq, a predicted model, not a curated record
CUCGCGGCCCUGCGCGUCUCCCCCCUCCCCUCUAUGCUGUCGCCCACGUUCCCUCUCGUUUUCGGUUUCUCCUCUCCCUUUCGACCUUGGAGGCUUGGAUGAGCCAUGCUCGAUUCCCUUCGAUCGUUUGACCUUGUUUCAUUUAGACUCUACGGCGCGACUUGGUUCGUUGGAUCCCAUAACGUGCGGCUGAGCGGUACGCUCGGCGACAUUCUAUCAACAAAUCUAUUCUAGCUCCCUUCCUCUCUAUCCCUCUUCGCGCUGAUACCUAUCACACUUCAAAAUAUGGCACCAGUCUCAUCUUCAAAACAACGCUCAUCACCAAGCAGACCGUCCCGAGCCCAGCCUAAAGUGACCUUGAAACCGCCUCGGAGCUCAGAGUCGACCACCAACGAAGGCCCCCCGCUCAAGAAGCGCAAGUAUGUUCCUGGCGGCCCUGGUGGUGGAGGAAGAUACAUCGAACUCGACGUGAAAGAACCUCCGCCGAAGCCAAAGCCCAGUCCAGCAGCCAAGCGUAAUUCGUCCAGCUCCCGGAAUCGCAAUGCCCCGGUCCCUGUUUCAGGCCCUCAACCUCAGCCUGUUCAACUUCCUCCUCCGCCACCACCCCCAGUCCCAACGACACCCCCCUCUGCGCGUCUGAGACGAGAAAAGAGCCAGAAUCGCGGCCGUUUUGGUUCAUCGACAGCAGCUGCCCUUGCUCUACAGCAAGGAGAUGGUUACAAGCCGCGAGAGGAGCGAGGCUGGGAAGAGUUCCAUCCAGACUUAGAUAUCGAGGCGAAGUUUGCGGUUUUUGGCUCAGAGGAUGUAGAUCGACCACCGCCAUCGUCAUCAAUUGCCAAUAUUCUCUCGCCAAACGGUCUCGAUAGUACGAGCGAGAAGGACCCAAUAGCGGAGUUGAUUCGCGCGCACGCCAAUGGCUCAUCACCAUCCCCGAUCAAGCGCCGGCCAGGUCGCCCCCCUCGCCGACCCGAAGCCAUUCUCAAUGCCUUGGGGAUCACGCAGCAGCCUAAGAAUAUCCCGCCCCCGGGUCCGAAUCCCCGGGAGAGGCUCACGCUGCCGAAGCCCUCGUUUCGCAUACGGGAUCCGUUUACUUUCUAUGAUCAACCCGGUGUUUGUCAGCAGAACUAUGUCGAUCGCACUAUGGCAAGUGUCGGGUACCAGGAAAGUGACCUGUUUCUUCGCCAUGACCGUCGGUUGAUUCGGAUGACGGAGGGUGCGCAGGAAGAUGACUUAGACGCGGCGAAUCCUGUCACCUCAGAAGGAGAGGUCAAUGCGGCCGUUGGCCGCGUGGAGUAUGACAUGGAUGAGCAAGACGAAAAAUGGCUGGAGGAGUAUAACGCAAAGCGAAGGGAAGAUCAGCUAGAGCCGAUCAAACCUGCGGUCUUCGAAAUUACCAUGACUAAGAUCGAAAAGGAGUGGCAUGUUCUAGAGAAACGUAUUCCGAAACCUAAUCCGAAACCCCCGCAGACGCAACGCCCUCGUUCGAGCUCUGCCGCGGCCGUAAAUGGCGAGACUGGGCCAGGAGAAGAGCAAGAUAGCAAAUGUGCUAUUUGCGAUGAUGGUGACUGCGAAAACUCCAACGCAAUUGUUUUCUGCGAUGGCUGCGACUUGGCAGUCCAUCAAGAAUGCUACGGCGUUCCUUUCAUCCCCGAGGGACAAUGGCUCUGUCGCAAGUGCCAGCUCAUUGGAAGAGGCUCUGUCAACUGCAUCUUCUGUCCAAACACAGAGGGAGCGUUCAAACAGACUACUUCCUCGAAGUGGUCUCAUCUUUUGUGCGCCAUAUGGAUCCCUGAGGUGUCUAUUGGCAAUCCGUCUCUGAUGGAACCGAUUACUGACGUGGAGAAAGUGCCUCGCAGUCGCUGGAAGCUUCACUGUUACAUCUGCCGCCAGAGGAUGGGAGCUUCCAUCCAAUGUAGUAACAAGAACUGCUUUGUCGCUUUCCACGUGACGUGUGCACGGAGGGCUCAGCUUUAUUUGAAGAUGAAGUCCGGCCAUGGAACCCCGGCCGUCAUGGACUCGCAUCUUCUUAAAGCCUUUUGCGACAAGCAUGUCCCUCCUGAAUGGCGCAGAGAACACGGGACGGACGUUGCCACAGCGGAGGCGAUUGAGUAUUACCGCAGCACCAUGCAAGGCCGCCGAUGGGGAGACAGUCAGGCGGCGGCGCUUUCCUUGGAGCCCUCCCAUCCUCUUGGUUGCGACCAUGGGGACGAUGAUGGACAACGUAUGCAUACACCACGCAUCACUCUCACUGUUGGCGGCAACAAGCGCAAGCGACCGACAGUACCCAAGACGAUCUGGAAGUUACCGUCCGGUGCCCCUGUGAUCCCUCAGGUCGUGCUGAAUUCCGUUGUGGCCUCACUGCAGCGCUUCGGUGUUCGGCAAAGAAAGCAAUAUGCUGAAGACGCCUGCAAGUUCUGGACCCUCAAACGGGAGGCAAGGCGAGGAGCUGCGCUUCUGAAACGCCUACAAUUGCAGCUGGAAACCUUUUCGUCUAUGGAAAUGACGAGGAGGGACUAUGUUGCCAUGGGGGUUACUGGCCACAAGCGGCUACAACGACGUAUCGAGUUUGGCGAGAGGCUUCAGUAUGAUCUAGAUAGGUUACGAACACUGUGUGAGGAGGUGAAGAAGCGCGAGAGAGAAAAGCUGAAGGACGUGGAGACCCUUCGCGGUAUCGUUGACACCGUCUACUUUCCCAUUUUCCCUCUGCUCUGGCCAAUAUUCGACAAAGCCCAAGUGCUUGACGGAAAGGCUAUCUUCAAACAAGGACUUAUGUCUAUCAGAACAAAGCUGCAAGAACGCUUUUAUCCAUCAGUUGCUACAUUCUCCGCCGACCUGGCCCAUGUUUUCACCACGGAGAUCGGGGUCCAACCGGCCGGAGACACUGCUGAGCUUCAGAUGCAAAUUAGUGGUCGCGCCCCGGAACUGAGCCUCGAGCAACGCGAGAAAAGGAAGCUUGCCAAGCGGAUUAUCAAGGCCAUUCAGCCUGCAUUAGAAGACGCGAUCAGGAAAGAGAGCGAGCUAAAUCGGAAGCCGUUCGAACAAGAAUUGAAGGAGCUUGAUCUCAUGCUGGAGAACAGUGUCAUGUCCAGAAGGGGUUCUGAGGUCGGCCUGGCGGAGCAACCUGGGGAUGAGAAACUAGGAAUGCUGGAAAUCCCGAAUGGUCCAGACCAGAAGGGCGAGGAGUCCGAUAUUACAGCCAAACCAGAACCGGAGGAUAGCGCUGGGAUUUCUGACUUGCCUGAGAAGACAGACUCAACUGCCGAGCCUGAUACGAUUGAAAUCCAACCUGCAGAGACCUCCACGGAACCUCAAGUCCAGGACGACUUGGAUAUGGAAGAUGCCCCUGCUGCUUCGGAGGAUACAGAGCUUCAAGAUGCAGAUGUAGCACCCAUGAGUGUACAGCCUACCAUUGAGGACCAACCGACAGUCAAUGGAGACAGUGAAGAGAUGGAGGAGGAAUCAUCAAAGCCGUUAGAGACUCAGAAGGAGCCACUGACUCCUCCACCCAGCUACAAAGGCGACCAACAAUAUCCAUUGGCGCAAGGAGGCAUCCAGUGGUAUAUGCAGCCGUUCGACCCCAUUGGCACCACUAUCCACGAGGAGCGGUGGACCGGGCGAGAUGUGAUGCGAGGGAUGAGCGAGGAGCUCAGUGAGCUUGACGAGGAAGAAUUGAAGGACCUCGUGGAGGAUGAUGAGCUGAUGGACGGAUCGAAUGAGGCAGCGAAUUGUGGCGAUGCACCUACACAACAGAGUGUCAAGGUGCAUCGGACCCGAAGACGAUGGCGCGGGUUCAAAUAGUUACAAUUACACGUACAGGUGGAGAUAUUAUGAGUUUUCAGCGAUCAUUCCCUUCAUUUUUUAUACUCCAUUAUUUUACUACUACCAUUCUCCGAUUUCCCCUUUUUGUGGUUGUUUGCUUUUUUUUUUACCUUUUCUUUCGUUUUUUCCCCCUGCUGUGAGGCAGCAAACCGGCUGGCCAGGCGUUGGGUAGGUCAGAGCUGGGUCUUAGGUGGGUAGCUAGAUAGCCACAACUCAUGUAAUGAAGUUCCACAGAAUGUAUUCAAGGA